UUUGUUCUGCCGGCAACACAUGGACAUCAGCUCAAAAGUCAAAAAGAGUUCCGUUUUUUUUUCAAUUUAUUCUGCUUCUGAAUUCUGAUACUUAGUUUACUCAGAUUCAAAUUUAUUAAUCAUAGUAGCGUUGUUUAAAAAAAAAAAAUAUAUAUAUAUAUUCAAAUUAAGAAUGACAUUAAAAUAAUAUUAACUGUGAUGAUAUCCCGAUUAACUUCUCGAUUUUGCGCUCAUUCCCUAUCAAGAUAUUUACAAUCUAAACGAUGGCUUUCUGUGGGAACAGUAAACUUAUUCGAACACAAAGUAGAAUUCUCGGGAAGAAAUUAUUUAAAAAUUUCCGGGGGAAAAUAUGCUCGUUUUACUGAUGGCUGUGCAGUUGUGUCACUUGGCGACACUUCUGUUAUGGCAACAACGGUCAGUAAAUCAUUGAAGCCAUCAUCGACUAAUUUUCUACCUCUAACAGUUGAUUAUCGACAAAAAGCAGCCGCAGCUGGUCGUAUACCUACAAACUAUUUACGUAGAGAGCUGUCCGUAUCUGAACAUGAAAUACUUACCAGCAGACUCAUAGACCGUUCAUUACGACCAUUAUUUCCUUCUACAUAUUGUUUCGAUACACAGGUUAUGUGUAAUUUACUAGCAGUUGAUGGAGUAAAUCACCCUGAUAUACUAAGUAUAAAUGCUGCAUCGACUGCUUUAGCCCUUUCUGACAUUCCUUGGAAUGGCCCAGUGGGUGCAGUUCGGGUAGGCUUUUGUGAUAAUAAUUUAAUAGUUAACCCAACGCGCCGGGAAUUAUCUAAUAGUGAAUUAAAUUUAGUUGUUGUGUCGGCUGCCCAUAAUUUAGUCGUCAUGUUAGAGGGCUCCGCUAAUAAUGUAUUACAGCAAGAUAUGUUAAAAGCAAUCAAAUUUGGUGUCAAAGAAUGUCAGCAUGUGGUAAAUGGCAUUAAUAUUUUGCAAAAGGAAUACGGAAAACCUAAACGAGAAUAUGAGACUAAAAAUUCAGACGAUACAGACGGAAAUUUAGAAAUAGCAAUUAAUAGCAUAUGUGAAAUAAAACUUAGAGAAAUAUUUACCAAUACUUCUCACGAUAAAACAUCAAGAGAUGUUGCUGUAAGGGAUGUUAAAACUGAGGUCAUUGAAAAACUUAAAUCUAACUUUGAAUCAUUAAAUUUUGAUCUUUGUUCAAUUAUUUUUGACAAAAUUUGUAAGAAAAUAUUCCGGAGCUUAAUUUUUGAAAACAAUACCAGAUGUGAUGGUCGUAAAUUUGAUGAACUGAGAAACAUAUCGUGCGAAGUUGAUUUGUACAAGCCCCUUCAUGGUUCAGCUUUAUUUCAAAGAGGCCAAACACAAGUUUUUUGUACAGUAGCUCUUGACUCGUUAGAUUCUGCUCUGAAGCUAGACCCAAUGACCAUAUUAACUAACGGAAUAAAUGAAAAAAAUUUCUUUUUACAUUACGAGUUUCCUCCGUAUGCAACCAAUGAAAUUGGUCGUUUAAAUCCGUUUAUGCGACGAGAAAUCGGACAUGGAGCUCUGGCAGAAAGAGGUAUAAGACCAAUUGUUCCGGAAAAUUUUCCUUUUACGAUUCGUUUAACAUCGGAAGUACUUGAAUCCAAUGGUUCAUCGUCAAUGGCAUCGGUUUGCGGUGGUAGUUUAGCACUUAUGGAUGCCGGUGUUCCUAUAUCUCAACCUGCAGCUGGCGUAGCUAUUGGCUUGAUUACAGAGUAUGACCAAGACGAUACACUGCAAAUUAAAGAUUAUCGGAUUUUAACUGAUUUACUUGGCAUCGAGGACUAUUUGGGCGACAUGGACUUUAAAUUGGCUGGUACCAAAAGAGGCAUCACAGCGGUGCAAGCCGAUAUAAAAAUUCCUGGUUUGCCUUUAAAAAUUGUAAUGGAAGCUAUACAAGCAGCUACGGAUGCAAAGAAAGACAUAAUAAAUAUUAUGAAUGAAACAAUUAAGAGUUCUAGGAAACCACAAAAAGAUAAUUGGCCAGUAACAGAAAAGUUAGACGUACCUGUACAUAAAAGAGGAAAAUUAAUGGGUCCCGGCGGAAUAAACUUAAAGCGUAUACUGUUAGACACUGGUGCACAGAUAACAUCCGAUAUGGAAACCGGUUCAUUCACAAUGUUUGCGCCCAAUCGAGAAUCGUUAAAUGAAGCAAAAGAAAUUGUUGAAAAAUUAAUGGCAGAGCAAGCUGAACCACAACUCGAGUUUGGAGCUAUUUACAAUGCUAAAAUUGUCGAAAUUAAAGAAAUCGGUGUUAUGGUGACAUUGUAUCCGACCAUGCAACCGGCUUUGGUUCAUAAUUCGCAGCUCGAUCAAAGAAAAAUCAAUCACCCUAGUGCUUUGGGUAUGGAAGUCGGGCAAGAUAUUCAAGUUAAAUAUUUUGGUCGCGAUCCAGUAUCGGGCAUCAUGAGACUCUCCAGAAAAGUGCUACAAGGGCCGGCUUCCGGGGUGACACGAAAUAUAAGCAGUAAAAGUAGUACAACGAGUACCGAGUGAAACAUUGUAUAUCAAUGUAUAUUGUAUCUGUACCAAUUUAUUGACUAAUUUUAAUGUUAUAUUAAGCUGCUAAAAAUUUGUACUACACAUUUUGUAUAAAAAAAUUUGUAUGGUUUUGUUUGAGAUGAAAAUACUAUACAAUUGAAAUACAUAUAUAUGAAGUUAUAAUAAUCUUUUAAC
Molecule: messenger RNA, 2679 nt
Organism: Adelges cooleyi (spruce gall adelgid)
Lineage: Eukaryota; Metazoa; Arthropoda; Insecta; Hemiptera; Adelgidae
Gene: PNPase
Product: polyribonucleotide nucleotidyltransferase 1, mitochondrial
Exons: 10
Coding region: 199-2499 (766 amino acids)
Biological process (GO): mitochondrial RNA 3'-end processing; mitochondrial mRNA catabolic process
Cellular component (GO): cytosol; mitochondrion
Molecular function (GO): 3'-5'-RNA exonuclease activity; polyribonucleotide nucleotidyltransferase activity; RNA binding
Source: RefSeq, a predicted model, not a curated record